This is a messenger RNA of Malassezia japonica, 873 nucleotides long. RefSeq lists its product as uncharacterized. The record is from RefSeq and is a predicted model, not a curated record. Gene Ontology annotation, cellular component: cytoplasm; protein phosphatase 4 complex; nucleus. The coding region runs from base 1 to 873 and encodes 290 amino acids. NCBI's taxonomy places the organism in Eukaryota, Fungi, Basidiomycota, Malasseziomycetes, Malasseziales, Malasseziaceae. Gene Ontology annotation, molecular function: protein phosphatase regulator activity. The transcript has 3 exons.
AUGAGCAAGGCGAGCGCGCUGCGCGAGGACCAACGCGCGCUGCUCAAGCAGUACGCGGAACAGACCGCCGACCCGUCUACCCUGGCCCAAUGGCCCGCUCUGCGCGAGGCGAUCCAGGCGCAGAUCGCGCUGAACGCGCGUGCGUUUGCGGUGGCGCCUCCCCCGACGCUGCACCGUGCAGCGCCGCUUGCCGAGCUGCUUCGUGAAGAGGCACAGUCGGAAGAGGCGCCGUCGCAGGCCGCGCGCGAGCUGCUGCUCGAGGAGCACGAUAUCAGUGCGAGCGAUACGCAGGACUUUUACCCGGCCCGCACGGCGCCGCCGAACGGGACGUGGGACGUGCCGCUGGACGGCGACGCGCUCGAGAAGGAGGAGCAGGUCGUCUUUCGCAUGCUCGACGAAUUUGACGCGGCGCCGCCGAGCACGAUGCAGCGCCUCGCGGAGCUCGUGCUGAAGCCGAAGCAGCACUACCGCACGCGCGCCAAGUACCUCGCUGCGCUCGAGCGCGUGCUGGCCGUGUCCUCCUCGCUGAACUCGUACGAAGGCGAGGAGGAGGAAGAGGAGAGUGCCUUUCCUUUCCGCGGCGCCGCCGAGGCCGAGGCCGAGCCGAUCUUUUCUCCGAUCCCUUUUCUGCACCAAGGCAACGAAAACACCGAGGCGGCGCAGCGCGCCGAGACCGCAGCGCAGCGCCCGGUGCCGGCGGACGACCAGGCGGUGUACCGCGUGCCGGACGGGCGCGUCGACGAGCUCGACACGGCCGAUGCGCAGGAGUCGCACGGCGGCGUCGCCGACGAGGUGCAGCCGAUGAGUGCCGCGACGUCCCUUCCGGAAGAGAAAGAAUCGUUGGCCAAGCGCCAGCGCAGCAGCGAUGUAUAG